UCCCCGCGUGCAGUCCAUACGGCACACGGCGAAGCACAACUGCUGCAAACACGAUACCCAAGUCGUUGCAAAACAAACAAGAAAUACAACAUGUCUUUGCGUACGAUAGCGGAGUUUGAGCGCUAGUGUGAAUUACACAGUAUUUACGCUAUUGAAAAAAGCAUUGAAUUGGCCCUCACAAAGGGAGAGACUAUGUCGGCAAGAUCAGACGGUGUCGGUCAAACAUAACUGAAAGUUAAUGCGAGGCAGCCAGCGUACACGAAUUACUCGCCGUUUCAACACCGCACCGAUUCAAGUGGCCGUGAAAUCGCGCACGAAACCUCGACUGAACGACAAGGCUUAUCGGCUGAAGUGGGUUAGUGAAGAUGUUUUAGUGCUAAUCGCCGUGACAACUCAUCACCACUUGAGUCUGUCAGCUUAUUUAGGUAAUUUGACAGGUAAUUACUGCCGCUUUAGUAAUCAAAUCAAGCAUAUUUGGCCUCUCAUUGUGCCCCCGAAGAAUCAGCGUAUGCGAGCCUGGCGUGGAAACACCGGUAAGCAAUUCACCCCCCGUCGCUCUACCCGCAGACAGGCGUAUGAGUACAGAGAGUUCGAGGCUCGCCAAUCAUAGGAGACUCGAGAUAGUCAGUUGUAGACGUGCAGCGAACAGCACCCGGCGAGUUUGGAGCGAGCAACUACGAGGGAUACAAAGAUACAUACGAAAUGAUGCAGUCUAACCGCAGCUUUUGCAUCGAAUCUUUGAUUGCAAAUCGGGACAAGUUCUCGCCAAAAUAUGCGCGAGACGAUGCCGAGUUAGACGAUGAAGCCAGCUCGGACUUAAGCGACCCAGAGAGCCCAAGGAUAGCGCAACAAACUACCCCGUUUUCCGUGAACGACAUACUCAAUCCGGACAAGUUCACGCGAGAGAGAAGCCAGUCAGAAAGUCCACCGAACUCCGAUACAAAGAAGGUGGUCUGGCAUCCGUGGAUGUCAGCAACCCGUUACAACAGGCCGCAGAAAAUCAUGCAUGGCGUCGAGAAAAGAAAGAGUCAGGACGAAUUGAGUGCGGACGAGAUUGAGAAGGAGAGCGAAGAUUCAGAUUCGUCCGACGAGACGAAAUCAAAUUCGGCAAAGAAGAGAAAACGAUCAGCCGACCGAAACGGGAAGGAGGGUAAACCACGUCGUGCAAGAACAGCUUUUACUUAUGAACAAUUAGUCGCGUUGGAAAACAAGUUUAAAACGACGCGAUACCUUUCGGUUUGUGAACGUUUGAAUCUUGCCAUGUCGCUAAGUUUGACCGAGACACAGGUGAAAAUCUGGUUCCAAAAUCGUCGAACAAAAUGGAAGAAACAGAAUCCUGGAAUGGACGCGACCGCUCCGACAAGACCUAUCAUGGCACCGCCAACGUUACCUCAUUGUGGUUCACCAUACAUUUUGAACUCACAACAUCAUUUUUUUCCGACAAGUUGUUCGACAGCCAUUCCGUUUAUGUUCGCAAAGCCACAGCCGGCCUAUCCUGCACAUUUUUAAGGGCGAAGGAAUUGUGCCGACACAGGCAGAAUGGAAGAAAACGCUAUGUACAUCCUCGCCAGAAUUCGACAGUUUGCUUUACAACCGACAAUCUAUGGCCUAGUUUGCUUUGCGUUUCGCCAAUUUCUGCAAAGCCGGGGCGAUGCUUUUCGGUGUACAAAGGUUGAUGCGGUAUGUGUUGGAAUAGUCCUGCUUCAAAACAUAGCUUUUGUGAUGGUAAACAUUAUAAUUCAAUUUUAAAAAACUGGAUAUAAGCUGAAAUAGGCUGUCCUGUAUGCUGGAUUUGAUUUCUAGAGUGUUUGAAGAGAACAGAAUUAUAAUAUGCCGGCUACAAGGCGUGGAGGGAAAAUUUACGAUCAUUUCUCACUUCAAGAGCAUGAAAGUUAUCCGUGAAAGAUACCAUGGGUAUAAAAAUGAAUUUCAUUUCUCUUUCGUGUGAAUAUAGAUAUAUCUUGCUGAAGAUAUAUAUUCAAAUUCUGAAGUAAGCCAUAUUUUGCAACUAAAAUCUUUUCGUAACGCAUCACUUUUCAUGCUGAAAGUUUGUUAAAAAUUGUAAAUUUUCUUCUCGCCUUAUGCGGUAUUUCAAGCGACCGAGAAAUUGUAAAACCAAAGCUUAAACUCGCACAGAUCAUUUGAAGGACAAUAGAAGAGAAGGUUCGUCCAACGAACAAUGGCGUCGCCAAAAAGAUGUACAUAAUGUGUAUUUUAAAGUAUGAAUUUUAUACAGAAAUCGGAGCAAUUGAAAGUGUUUUGUACAGACAAAAUUAGGACAAGUAAAUUAUAUAAACAUGUACCUAGCGAUUCAGAACUGAUCGUCAACGUUCAAACAUACAACCACAUGGGGUUGAAAAUUUAACAGACCAUCUCCAUUCGCAUAGUGGCAUUUCGCGAAUAAUCACUGUAAAUAAAUUUUUUGUACAAAGCUAUUUUGUCGAAGUUGGUGGUCUUUUACAUUCGCUCGUCAUGCAAGCGCGCCAUUUUAUAAAAGUACCGUCAAAACAAGACUAAAUGUGUGUGUGUGCAAAGUUGCAUAUGGUUGGUUUUUGUGUGGGCAGACAAAAAUAACCCAUUUUCUGUAUGAUACUAAAAGCGA
Dendronephthya gigantea is the source of this 2602-nucleotide messenger RNA. RefSeq names its product homeobox protein slou-like. Lineage: Eukaryota; Metazoa; Cnidaria; Anthozoa; Malacalcyonacea; Nephtheidae. The transcript has 3 exons. Gene Ontology annotation, cellular component: nucleus. Gene Ontology annotation, biological process: cell differentiation; regulation of transcription by RNA polymerase II. Gene Ontology annotation, molecular function: DNA-binding transcription factor activity, RNA polymerase II-specific; RNA polymerase II cis-regulatory region sequence-specific DNA binding. Bases 703 to 1509 code for a protein of 268 amino acids. The record is from RefSeq and is a predicted model, not a curated record.